Molecule: messenger RNA, 6348 nt
Organism: Choloepus didactylus (southern two-toed sloth)
Lineage: Eukaryota; Metazoa; Chordata; Mammalia; Pilosa; Megalonychidae
Gene: STEAP2
Product: STEAP2 metalloreductase
Exons: 5
Coding region: 164-1636 (490 amino acids)
Biological process (GO): copper ion import
Cellular component (GO): plasma membrane; endosome
Molecular function (GO): cupric reductase (NADH) activity; ferric-chelate reductase (NADPH) activity
Source: RefSeq, a predicted model, not a curated record
UACACCGCGGCAGCUACCCCGCAGCCGGCUGUCGGAGGCGCAGUCGGUAGGCCCUGGAACCCGGGAGAGCCCCUUGGGAGACGACGCGGAGCCCGGAGAGCUGCAAGGCUCAUCCCUGCCCGGCGCGGAGGACCCCACUGGUGAUCUUGGAAGAGUCUGGAUCAUGGAAUCGAUCUCUAUGAUGGGAAGCCCUAAGAGCCUUAGUGAAACUUUUUUGCCUAAUGGCAUAAAUGGUAUCAAAGAUGCAAGGAAGGUCACUGUAGGUGUAAUUGGAAGUGGGGAUUUUGCCAAGUCCUUGACUAUCCGACUUAUUAGAUGUGGCUAUCAUGUGGUCAUAGGAAGCAGAAAUCCUAAGUUUGCUUCUGAAUUUUUUCCUCAUGUGGUAGAUGUCACUCAUCAUGAAGAUGCGCUAACAAAAACAAAUAUAAUAUUUGUUGCUAUACAUAGAGAACAUUACACCUCCCUGUGGGACCUGAGACAUCUGCUUGUAGGUAAAAUUCUGAUUGACGUUAGCAAUAACAUGAAGAUAAACCAAUACCCAGAAUCCAAUGCUGAAUAUUUAGCUUCAUUAUUCCCAGAUUCCUUGGUGGUCAAAGGAUUUAAUGUUGUCUCAGCGUGGGCACUUCAGUUAGGACCUAAGGAUGCAAGCCGGCAGGUUUAUAUAUGCAGCAACAACAUUCAGGCUCGACAACAGGUUAUUGAACUUGCUCGUCAGCUGAAUUUCAUUCCAGUUGACCUGGGAUCACUAUCAUCAGCCAGAGAGAUUGAAAAUUUACCCUUGAGACUAUUUACUCUUUGGAGAGGGCCAGUGGUAGUAGCCAUAAGCCUGGCCACAUUUUUCUUCCUUUAUUCCUUUGUCAGAGAUGUGAUACAUCCAUAUGCAAGAAACCAGCAGAGUGACUUUUACAAGAUUCCUAUUGAGAUUGUGAAUAAAACCUUGCCCAUAGUUGCCAUUACUUUGCUGUCCUUGGUAUACCUAGCUGGUCUCCUGGCGGCUGCUUAUCAGCUGUAUUAUGGCACUAAGUAUAGGAGAUUUGCACCUUGGUUGGAGACCUGGUUACAGUGUAGAAAACAGCUUGGAUUGCUAAGUUUUUUCUUCGCUGCCGUCCAUGUUGCCUACAGCCUCUGCUUACCAAUGAGAAGGUCGGAGAGAUACUUGUUUCUCAAUAUGGCUUAUCAACAGGUUCAUGCAAAUAUUGAAAACUCUUGGAAUGAGGAAGAAGUUUGGAGAAUUGAAAUGUAUAUCUCCUUUGGCAUAAUGAGCCUUGGCUUACUUUCCCUAUUGGCAGUCACCUCUAUCCCUUCUGUGAGCAGUGCUUUAAAUUGGAGGGAAUUCAGUUUUAUUCAGUCUACACUUGGAUAUGUUGCUCUGCUCAUAAGUACUUUCCAUGUUUUAAUUUAUGGAUGGAAAAGAGCUUUUGAAGAGGAGUACUACAGGUUUUAUACACCACCAAACUUUGUUCUUGCUCUUGUUUUGCCCUCAAUUGUAAUUCUGGGUAAGAUCAUUUUACUCCUUCCAUGUAUAAGCCAAAAGCUCAAAAGAAUUAAAAAAGGCUGGGAAAAGAGCCAACUUCUAGAAGAAGGUAUUGGAGGAACAAUUCCUCAUCUUUCACCAGAGAGGGUUACUGUAAUGUGAUGAUAAGCGGUGCUCACUGAUACCAUAUAAAGUUCUACUUACACCAUUAUUUUUAUGAUUUCCUCUUUUUACGUUCAGAAGUUUGUGUAAAUGCGCUUGUCAUAAUCACUUUAGGUUGAAACCUGUUAAAUGAGGGUCUCAACCAAAUUCGUGGUAGAAUUUUCUUCAAAUUAAUGUUCAUAGUUGUUGUAUUUGGCUGAUAUGAACUUUAGAGCCAAAUAUAUUGUUGAAAUUUAGGUCCUUUUUGUUUUGUUUUGCACAACUGUAACACUAUUGUCAUUUUAACAAAACUACAUGUAUAAAUAGACCAAAAUACUUAUAAUCAUAUAGACACAUUUCAUAAUGUUAAAAACACUGUGUAAACCAGCAGAAUUUUAAGCUUUUAAUAUAAUUCAGUGGAUCUGUGUUUUAUUCUGAAGCUUAAGUAAUGUUUUUAAUUCUUAUACAACUUAAGAAAUAGAAAUGAGUAAUCAUAUAUUAUUUUUUAAAAAGGACAUAUUACAUUAUCAUCUAGGUAAAGGUGUUGUGGUAACAUUCCUAUAUUUUUCUUAUAAGGUAGGAUUUGGAGAAUGUAGCUAAUUUUAUGAACACGUGAUUAUGGGAACAAACACAAAUUCUGAAGACAUGUUAAACCUGAAAUUUUAUUUAAAAUGCCUUGGAGGCAUGAAGUACUGAAAAUGUACACCCUGUGAAAGAUUAUAUGCUUUUGCUUACAACAGGUUCAUUUGCACACUAAUAUGUUGACCAGGGAGAGGAUUCCUUAAUAUUCUGCCUCCAAAAUUAAGAUAGUAUCAAUCCUGGGAAUCUUUUCAUUGUUCCUAAUUAGUGGGAAAGUGUCAAGUUAACACACAAGUAGCUGUAAACUGCUCUGUGUUGUUGCACCUUAGCCAAUCUCCACUUUGUGGAGUGGGAUUUUACUGACGUUCAUUGAGGGUUUAUAAGAUGCCAGGCAGGCACUGUUCUAAGCACUUUACUUAUAUUUCCCAUUUAAUAAAACAAUCCCAUGAAGUAGUUAGUUAUUAUCUUCACUUCAUGUAUAAGGAAACUAAGGUACAGAAAGGUUAAGUAAUUUGCCCAAGGUAAAAAAGUUAAGUAAUUUGCCCAAGGUCAUGCAGUUAGUAAGUGGCAGAACCAGCGUUCAAAUCGAAGCAGUCAGAUUACAGAGGCUAUGCUUUUAAUCCUGAGGGGGCGCUACUGCCCUUGCUUCAUCCCCAUGCAUUAUGUUCAGGAUGCCAAUCUAGAUGCUUCCUCUUUUGUAUAGUCAUCAACAUUCUUUAGAGAGAGUUGUAUGUAUCCAAAGAUAAUGAGAAUAUUACAAUCAUAAACUUAUUAUUGCUUGUGGGAUAAGCCACAGUUAAUUAUCCAGAUCUGACCUGAGACAUGAGCCUGGAGACCUAAGACAGGGGCCUCCCUGGGCAGUGAUGGACCCCCUGUGCAGUGAGAGGACCGUGGCAGUGUGAAGGGAUUGCUGAGGUCCUGCAGAAUAUUAAAAUAAAAUCCCCGUAGGGCUGGUCAUCAACUUUUCUCUUUCUGAACUGUCCUACCUACCUACACAACCAUUCAUUAGGGAGCAAUUUGCAAGCAUGAAGGUUAUUAGGAUAAGUAGUUAAUUAUAAAUCCACUCUAGAGACAUAUAAUCAUGUGAAUUAUUCAUAAAAAUUUUCAACACAGACAUUUCACAUUUAAAUUGCACUUUGUGCAAACCUUGGUUAGAAUGCCCUACAUUUUUCCACAUUUGCUCUUUCCUUAUCAAAAUAGAGAGCUGCAGACAAGAUAAAAUUAUAUGCAUUCCUUUUCCUGAAAUUAUAACAUUUCUAAACUUACUCAUUGAGGUACUACCGAAUCUAGCUGUGAAAGAAAACAGGAUUUUAUUUAGUGAAAGCUACCUUUCCCACUAACUGCAUUUUUGUCAGUUUGAGAAAUCACUCACACUUCUCUGAUUUUCUCUUUUCUUGGUGAAUUUUAGUAUCUGCUACUUUAAUUGAAGUUUUCUGUUUUCUUUAUUUUAAUUUAUACUUCUGUUGAUAACUGGUUGUCAGUUCUUAGUAGGAAUUCAGUUGGGUGAUAACCUAGACAAAAACACCUAUAAAUAAUAUUAUUUUAGUAGACUAAUGAAAGUAACAUGUUUUCAAUACUUGUUCCUUAAAUUUCACUUUCUUAAGACCAUGCUUUAACCAUUUAAUGCAAAUGUAAAAUGAGAGAUUUUAAAAGUUAGAUGACUAUUAAAGUAUAUUGUUGCAUGUAUAUAUUAAGUAGCCAAUAAUAUAGAUAAGGUUAUUGCUAUUGCACUUAAAUGGGGCCUUUGAAAAUACGAAAAAUAAACUUUUAUGAAAAUGUAUAAAAUAUACACCUAUUGUUUCAAAUGGUAAUAGCACCUUUCAUAUACGGAUGGUAAUAUAGAAGUUUAAGGAUAAACAUAAUAUAUCUAUUAUAAUUCUAAAUGUUUAAAAACCUUUCUAAAAAUGCAAAAAUAUUGUCUUUUACUUGCUUUACUAUCUCUUAUCUAUUUUUCAUAAUAAUUAUUUUAUUUCAUAAACAUUUUUCUGAAUAAUUCUUCUGGCCUCUGAAAUAAGACUGAAUUCUGUUGUUGUUAGAUGUGGUGUCAACUUUAGAGCAGCAGGGAUUUAUUUCAUGACCUGAAUUUUGAGAAGUGCCCCUGAGAAAAUUAUAAGAAGGUAGAAAAUAUACCCAGUCUUAUUCCUAUGCAAAAAAAUCAAGUAAGUUCUUCCUAGGAAGAUAAUAAUGAUACAUGGACUGUAUCAUGCUACUUAGCUUUUGUGUGCAGAUUUCCAGUAUCUCCUUUUUUAGAACAUUUAAAUCAUGUUUAAAUAUGACUAUAUUAAUGCUAUCGUAUAUUUUUCAAAACAUAAUAUUCUGGAAAUUUAGCCCAGAUUGUUUACAUGUGAAAUUUUCAUUUACAUUUUUAAAUAUUUAAAAGUAUGAACAAAUUAUAUUUAUAGGUAUUUAUGAGAGAUAAUUAUUUUGUGCUACACACAGUUGGCUAAUGAGCCCCAGUGUUAAAUUACCUGAUUAAUUUCUUAUAAAUUAGCAUGACCUUGACUUGAUUAGGAAUUUUAGUUUCAAAAUUAUUUAAUAAUGGUAAUUUGAGUUAUGUUCAUACUUACCUUACAGUCAAAUUAUGAAUGUUAUUUGUACAAGAAUUUCAAGACUAUAUCAUAUCAUAGCCAAGUUUUUUAUUAUCUCUUACAUGAGAAAACCUUAAUCCUUUUCAUUGCCUUUUGCCAUUAAACUAUCCCAUAAUGAAAUCCAUAGAGUUUCUCCCCCAAAAAGAGGUUUAAUUAUGAAAUUUAGGGUUUCUUAUCUGGCAUUUAAAAUUAAGUACCAUAAUGUAAUUCAUAAGUAUUUCCUUAGGAAUUCUGUCAACACUGAACUAAUUAUAGCUGUGUCAGUCUAUAAAAUCCCUGCUUUUGAAAUAAGUAAACAGCCUAAAAUGUUGUGUUGAAAUUAUUUUAUAAAUUCUUGACUUAGAACAGUGCUACAUAUAGUAUAACAUGCUUGAAUGCAGUGUUAAGACUUCUGUUUGUGAUGCAUUGUCAUAAAAAUGUGAUGCUGCACCCUCAAUUGUUCAUAAGUCAAUGAAAAAAUUCUGGUGUAUGUUUAAUAUAUGUAAUUAGCCUUAAGUGAAACUGUAAUAAUUUUAGUGGAAACACAAUCUGUUCAUAUCUUUGAAUGGUGAAUUUUACAGGAAUAAAUAGGUUCUUCAUUUUUUUAAUCUAAGAAAAAUAUAAAGUACUUAGGAUGCAAAGAAUCUGCACGACACCAAAAAUGUUCAGCCUAACACAAUUACACUGAAAUUUUUUUUUUAACUUUACAAAUUAUUGAGUUCCCAUUGUGGAGUCAUAUAAAAUUAGGGCUGACUAUGGAUUCUCCCAGUGGAUAUUUGGACUAGAUUAAGUCAGAAAAGCAGGUGCCUUUUUUAUGAUUUCCAAAUUGCCAAUUUCAAGGAAGUAUUUUCUUUAAAAGUCCUUCAUUGCUUUGCAGACUUCCAGCCUGAGCAAUGACUAGAAGUAGUCCCCCAGUGUCUGUUUGCCCUAUUUCUUUAAAAGCUGUUGCAUCUUCCAUUCCCCAACUAUAAUGUAUCCACGGGACUGAGUACUGGCCAUUGAGAUGUAAGGGGAAGAAUGUGUGACUUCCCAGAAGUCUCCUUACAGGAAAGAAGCGUGUGCUCUUUAUUGUCUUCCUCCAUCUUGCUGUGGGGAAUGUGGAUAUGAUGACAGGACCCCUGGCAGCCAUCCCAGAAGGACCAAGGCCCAGUGGAAGGCAGACUGGAGACUAGAUAGUCCCUGACUACUUUUUCCUGAUGGACAAAUAAACAGUUUAAACCAUUGUUAAUCUGAGUUUCAUUGUCAUGUGAAGUCAAAACAGUUCCCUUACAACUUUCAUUUCUUUGUCCUGAUACCGUUUAACACUGUUUGAAUCAACUAGACUGCAAUAAUUUUUACAUUCAAAAGCUUUUAAAGGAUAAUUUGCAAUUCAUAUUAAAAUUAAUUUUCCACUGUUAAUUAAUUAUACUCAUUUUGUUGCCUUGAUCUUUCAUGAGAUAUUUUGUGUCUGCUUGGAAAACAGUUUUCUUUGUAACUCUAUAAUUGAUAUUUGCUAAAACUCUGUAAAUCUCCAAAACACAACCACCAAAUUACAUGCCACAUUUUUAUAUCAUUCUCAUAGACUUGCCUUAUAAACAUCUAAAUAAA